Messenger RNA from Necator americanus (New World hookworm), 9780 nucleotides. RefSeq lists its product as uncharacterized. Gene Ontology annotation, molecular function: acyltransferase activity; hydrolase activity, acting on carbon-nitrogen (but not peptide) bonds. NCBI's taxonomy places the organism in Eukaryota, Metazoa, Nematoda, Chromadorea, Rhabditida, Ancylostomatidae. The transcript has 39 exons. Bases 1 to 9780 code for a protein of 3259 amino acids. Gene Ontology annotation, biological process: lipid modification; carbohydrate metabolic process. Gene Ontology annotation, cellular component: membrane. The record is from RefSeq and is a predicted model, not a curated record.
AUGCGGGAACUGCUCGCUGCUGUAUUUGUUCUUAUCGUUGUUAGAGCAUCAGACAUCGGUCUUAAUCUACCGUGUAAUCGUGAACUGGAUGGCCUACUUGCUGCCGAUCCAGACGGAAAUCCAUCGGCAUUCUUAUCAUGUCAAAGCAAUGGAGUUGGAUCAUUGGGUUACUGGGAAAGGAGAGUAUGCCCGGACGAUAUGGCCUUUGACUUUAUUAAUCAACAAUGUCAACAAAGGAAACAUCGUAAACAGCCGAUGCUCAAUAUUGCUAUCCUCAACAAUAGCUGUGCGCACGGCGAGACUUGUAUUGGCGGUACGGUAUGUGACCUCGAACGAUUGAGGUGCCUCUGCCCUUUCGGAACAGUACCGCAGUUGGAGACAUUGUCUUGUAUUAAGCCGCAGUCCACAUACACUUCAUUUGGAAACUAUGAGAAGUCGCCAUCCACGCCAGCUGCAUUUCUGCCGAAUCCGUCGCAGACCAACCCACCACCGUUCACAUUCAACUUCAGUCCGCUUUUCGGCAAGGAACCCUUUACUAAUACUAACUAUGGGAAUCAAAACAGCAAGUACGGUAAUGUGGACAACGUCUCAAACAAGGAGCAUGCUUCAUUCCCAAACGGCAACAACUACGGAGCCAACGGUCAAUGGGGCAAUACCGCUUCUGGAAGUGGGAACAGUAAUGGAGGCUUAUUCGGUGGAGCAAACACCUUCAACGAGUUGCUUCCAAAGUCUGCGAUAGAAUCGCAACCAUUUGUAUUUCAACCGAAUUUCUUCGCAUCCACAACGGCUCCUGCUAUUUCAACGAAGAAGGUCCCAACUCUAGCUCGUCCCGGACAGUCAUGUCGUGAGAAUGAGAUGUGCAUUGGCGGUUCGAUUUGCACGCAUCCGAUUGCACUUUGCCUAUGCCCUGGUGAACUGGAAGAAAAAGACGGAGAAUGUGUUCUUCCACCUUCAGCUACUAUCCAGAUUGAGAAAGUGGGAAUAGGAGCACUAUGCUCGGAGUUGGCCGAAUGUGAUCAUGGAUCAACGUGUGUGAUGGGUCGUUGCACCUGUGUGGCUCCAUUAGUCCAACAUGAAGGCCGUUGUGUUCUAAGACAAGAACGCAAAGAAGUCGGACCCGGUGAACUAUGCGACAACGGUGAAAUAUGCGUACGUGGAUCAGUUUGCGAUACAGUGAUACCAGUGUGUGUAUGCCCACCUAACACCGAUUUGAGCAACGGCGAUUGUGUUCAUAUCUCUUCAAUUAAGCCAAUAAUUGUUGCAUCCACAUCAACGGUCAUGCCACCUACAGCUGCGAUGUCCGAAAUUCCUCCUCCACUCCCUGCUACUCAGCUGCCAGCACAACCAAGACCUGUGUUCAUCCCUUCGACCACACUAGCACCAGUAUUUGUGCCAUCUACUACUCAGAUUCCACAACAACCAAUGCAACCUUUCGGCGGACAAUAUGGACAAUCUCAGAAUGUUCACCAAGAGAAACCAAUGACAGCACCCAUCUAUCCGGCGCAACCUAAUCAGGUCACCUAUGCCAACUAUCAGUCAUCCAUGCCACCACCCACAAUGAGACCGAACAGUAAGCUGAACCACAUGAAGAUCUCACUUGGUGGAAGCAAGCAGUCGGGAGUUGGAGUGCCAUGUUCGCUUAACACCGACUGUAUGAUUGGAGCAUACUGUAAUGGAAACACCAAUCCUCCGUCGUGUCAGUGCCUUUCCACCCAUGUGAAUAUUGAAGGGCGUUGCGAAAGAGUAGUCUAUCCUGGGCAAGUUGGAUGUCGAAGCGAUUUACAGUGUUCAGCUGCCUACACUGGAACAACAUGUGUGGAUCGUAUCUGCGUGUGCCCUAAAGGCUUUAAGGAAGUAGACCAAACCUGUGUACCAGAAUAUGCAAAUCGUAAUGAGAAGUGCGGCUACCUCAACGGUCUUCCGGAAUGUUCGAAAGGAUUCUCCUGCAUUGAUCAGAUCUGCGUGUGCCCUACUACUCAUACAAUAACCAACGGAUUUUGUUCAAGUAACACAAUCGACCCACUAACCCAGUGUGAUGAAGCAUGUGAACCUCCAAAACAAUGCCAAAAUAAUCGUUGUGUGUGUCCGGAUGGUGUGAUGUGUGCAAAAACAGAAAUAUCCCGUCGAUAUCGUCGUGGCGUAGUUGAACAGUCAAUGGUAUGCUGGCCUGGUGCUUCUCGAUGUAGUGCCGGAAACGGCAUCUGUAUUGACAACGUGUGCCAUUGUGUACAUGGAUUCGUCGAAGUUGAUGGUGUAUGUGCUCCGGAAGUUGUUCGAAUCAACGAGAAAUGCGAUCCAAACGGAAUUUCUCCAAGAUGUCCUGGAAACACAGUCUGCAAGGAUGGGAUUUGCCAAUGUACUACGCCUGAUGAAUGUGAUCGAGAUUCCUUUAUGGUUGGAUCUAGAUCUAUGGAUGGAAGAUGUGUAGCUGAUAGAGAAUGUCAAGAUGGAAGAUGUAUUGCUGGACGAUGUCAGUGCAACGCUGGAUUCACCCUUCAGAAUGGUGUGUGUACCUCGACUAUCGGAGCUUUCAAAAACAUCAACAGUCAAUGUGCAGCCGCUGAUCGCUGUUCUGGUGGAUCUACAUGUCGUGAAAAUAUCUGUCAAUGUGUAGAUGGAUCUUCAGAACUCCAUGGAAGAUGUCGUCAAUCACCAGGAGGACGCUGUAGUUAUGGUCAAACAUGUGAUGGAGGAUCUAGUUGCGAGUUCGGAUUAUGCCGCUGUCCUGAAGGACACAUCGUGGACUCCGGAAAAUGUGUAAUGGGGAAGGCAGAGCCGGGAAAAUCCUGUCAACAUGGGCAAAAAUGUGUGCAUGGAAGUGUGUGCAGAUUUGGGAUGUGUGUUUGUAUUGCUAAGUACAUAGCAUCGAAAGGAAGAUGUGUUCGAAGAGAAAACGUUUUGGUUCCUUCACGUCCCAAACCUUCAUCUACAACGCCAAGUUCAACGACCCUAAUGAAAGUUGGAUCCGUAAAGGGUCCAGGAUUUGAGUGUCAAGAGGGGGACUUGUGUUCUGGUGGAUCAAGAUGUCGAGAUGGGUUCUGUGUAUGCAACGAGUUCGAGGUGAUCAUUAACGAUCAAUGCGUUGGAAGCCACAAGCAGGCUAAUGAGAUAAUUGACAAAUUACUAGUUUCCGCUCCAGGUCAACCUUGUGAAGCGAAGACGAACUGCACAGGUGGAUCAGUGUGCAUCAAUCGCACCUGCACAUGUGAACAAGGCACCAUUGACAACACUGGUACUUGUGGUGAAGGCAAGAAAGAGUACGGUAGUAAUGCUGCACCUCCAAAGAAGAGUCCGGAUCAGUUUCAGCCAGGGUUUACCUGUACACUAACCUUAGAGUGCCCCUAUCGAACUGAAUGCAUAAGAGGAGUUUGUAGAUGCAAGAAAGGUGAGACGAUUGUUGAAAACACUUGCAGGAAGGCUAUUCAUCAAGUGCUUCCCGGUGGAAAAUGCGAUCCACGCAAAGGUUACGACUGUGUAGGAGAAGCACACUGCUUCUAUGGGGUAUGCACGUGCACACGACAACUAGUAAACAAUGGCAAGGAAUGUGCAACCAUAGCAGAAAUCGAGAUGGUAAUGCCUGGAAAAAGAUGCGGACCAGGGCAGACAUGCAGCGGUGGAGCGAGGUGUUUGGACGGGAUCUGUAGGUGCUCAGAGGAUGAAGUUCCCGACGUGAACAAGAAAUGUGUGAAAAAAUCUCAAGUUUAUCCAGUGUUCAACAAGUAUCCAGCAACAAGUGAGACUACUACAGUGUACUAUCCGAAUACUGUAUCAGUAACACUUUCAAGCACUUCUGCAAAUCCAACACUAUCAGUGGAUAAGAUGAAGGAGCUCGAAGCUUUCGAGGCUCUUCUAAAGGCGAAUCCAAGCUUUUCAGAAGUAGAUCCAAAGCUCCCGAAGACUAUAUAUGGACACAUUUGCAGAAGUAAAGACGAAUGCCCGGCUAACUCGUUCUGCUUCCAUCAACUCUGCCGUUGUAUGAUUGGAUACUAUGCAGCUGGAGGUUAUUGUCAGCCAAUCGCAGACACUUGCGCCACUCCCACAACUCCGGGGAAGCCGUGUAGUACAACGAUAGCACAUCCUGGAGAGGAUUGUACGAAAAGCCAAGUGUGCUCCUUCAACAGCUAUUGUGGACUGUUUAGUGGAGUGUGCGAAUGUCCAAGCGGAAUGGCGACUGUGAAUGGACGAUGCGAAAGAACUACUGCUACGCCCGGAUUAGGAUGUGUGACGUCGAAGAAUUGUCACAACUCGAGUUAUUGUGACAAUGGGUUAUGUUUAUGUAAAACCGGCUUUCGGCUAGUGAAUAAUUUUUGUGAACCAGCUUUCGUUGGAGGAGCUGUACCAAGUACGACCAUUAAGCAGAGCAAUCCUCAAGAUGUGUCAACCAUGCUCAGGUCAUUCCAAUCAUAUCCAGCUUCUUUGAUUCCGCUCGACUUUACCAAGCCUCCUUUCAAUUUUCCGAGCAAUCCUGAGAUCAAGACUGUCUAUGGCAAUGCUAACUCGCAACAAAUGACACCGCCGCUCUACGCCCAAUCCCAAAUGCCAAAAUUUCAAAGCUUCCCAAUUCCUUCUGCUAAAGGUGCUAGUACUAGGUCUGGAGAUGUGAUAUCCGAGGGUGCAAAACCAAGCUUGAGACUAAGAGUAGCAAUGCCAGGAGACUAUUGCGGAGACAACUCAAUCUGUAUAGGUAAUUCGUUGUGUCAGAAGCAAUUCUGUCGAUGUCCUCCCAAUACUUAUGCCGAAAAUGGCAUCUGCAGUAUACGCAAACGAAUGAGCCCAGGAUCACAACACAGCAAUGAUCAUGAAGAUUUUGGAAAUAUAGACAGUCAAGAAGAUUCCGUCGAAAGCCGUCAGUUCGCAGAACCGCUAGAAAAUUGCCAGAACUUCGAGUUUUGCACUGGUGGUUCCGAAUGCUCAAAUAUCCAAGGGAUGGGACUUGUCUGCCAGUGUCCAGUAAACACUAUUUUCUUGGAAGAUGAGUGUGUUGAUACUCCGAGAAAUGCAGAUCUAGUUGGAAUUGGUGAAUCCUGUCAUGAUGGAGAGAUCUGCUUGGGUGGAAGUAGAUGUAUCCAGAAUAUUUGUAUGUGCGAUGAGGAUAAGCACGAUAUACUUGGAAUCUGUGUGACCACCGCUCGUCCAGGGGAUGAUUGCAGCGACGGACAAAUUUGUGUUGACGGAGCUGUAUGUGCAGCUUCUGCGAAGACUUGUGUCUGUCCACCAGGAAGAAUCUCGAAGUUGGGAAGGUGCGUGGAAAGUGGGCAGCUUCUGGAUAACGCUCUAGAAAUGGGAAGUCCAGGCAAGAUUUGUGGGCGACAGACGACAUGCGGUGAUAAUUCGUUCUGCAGUGGUGAAGGGAUCUGCAUGUGUAUGCCAAGAUUCACAAACGUUAACGGAAGGUGCGUACCAAGUAGUAUGGUCAGAAAUCCGGGAGAGGAGUGCCAAUUGGACAACAUAUGUGCAGGAGGAAGCAUGUGCCGAGAAGGCGCUUGUAGCUGCCCACUGGGAAAUCUUCUUAUCGAAGAGAAAUGUGUACGAAUGACGGAUGAAAUUAGAAGGCGGCCAUCAAAAAGCGAAUGUGAAAUCGACACUGACUGCCCGGAACAUUAUCAAUGUGUAAAUAACAUGUGCGUGUGCCAUGGAAGUUUCGCCCGCUGCUUGAGGAUGGUUCUUUUGAGAGCCGAACACAGUUGCCGAGAAGACGCUCAUUGUCCUGAGCACGCCACUUGCAACGAGAAUUUAUGCGUUUGUGAUGAUGGCUACAAAAUGGUCCAGGGUGUUUGUGCGCAGAGAGAUUCGUUCAAACGGAUGGUAACUAUGAAAGGGACAAAAACAGUUAAGGAUACGAAGAUGAAAAUAACGAAACCUUCGGGACCAGGUGCAGUAUGUGAUGACUCGCAUCAUUGUACAAUGGGUUCUGUUUGUUUCCAUGGGCACUGUGUUUGUGGAUUAGAAAGUGUACCCAGAAAUGGUUCUUGUGUACCCAGAAGUGGAAAUAUUGGCGUUAAAGAGCGAUGUUCGGAACUUCACAAGUGCUAUGAUACCCUUGUCUGUAUACAGAAUCGUUGUGCAUGCCCUUCUGACAGUUUAUCAUGUAACGAAAAUGAGCCGGUUACCUCUCCUCCAGGCGGUGCAUGCACGGAUUCGAGAAUCUGUGUCGGUGGAUCCGUAUGUCGUGAAGGUUGGUGCAUCUGCCCCGAUCCAACCAUGAUCGUACAGCGAGGCAUCUGCAUCCAAUCAGGACCACGACCAACUCUUCCUCCAUCGCCGACAUCUGUCUUUUCACAAGUACAACAAAAGUAUCUACCGAACCCUGCAUAUCAAACUGUUGCUGCCCAAAGUAUAGCACCAACUGCAACACAGUUCAAUAUCCCACAAGGAAGAAAAAUUCCCCCGGGAUCUAACUGCGGACCGUUUGAUAGUUGUGUGGGCGGAGCGAUGUGCGUAGACGGUCUUUGUGUAUGUCCACCCGGCAUGCAAGCGUCAGCGCAAGGCCGCUGCGAGACGUCCACAUCAACCACAUCAUCGGCAGCGAUUCUGAAUCCAGGUAGCGUGCACGCUACAGAGCUCACCUAUAAUCAUAUGCAUCAUCUGCAAUCACGUCCUCGUCCCCUUCCACCAUCAUCAUCGCUGGCUGCAACAGCUGCUCUACCGCAAACCGUCACGCAUGCAUCAACACCAACGCUAACCAACGCUAAUACAGCUUCAGACGCAGACGAAUGUGCUGCAAUUGGCUUGUAUUGUCGUGGCAACACAGUGUGUCGUAACCUUAGCUGUCAAUGUCCUGACGACUACGUACUACACCAUGAUGGAUGUGUACCGCCACAUGAGGCUGGCCGACGAAAAGUGCUCGGCAAAGCAAGGCAUCAAGGAACACCCAUGUAUGCAAGACCUGGACAGCAAUGUGCAAACGGCGAGACUUGUGUAGCUGGAAGUGUUUGCAACGAAGUAAAGGUUUGUGCAUGUCCACCCGAAAAGCCUGUUCUUCAAGGUGACAGUUGUGUGGCUCAAACGUAUCGAAAAAUUGCCGCUCCUGGAGAAUCAUGUGACGAAAAUACGGAAUGUACCCAAGAGAGCUCGUGUCAAGGUGGACAGUGCCGAUGCAAGUAUGGAUACAUCGCCGUUUCUGGACAAUGUGUUGCUCUUCCUAUGCCAUCUACACCAACGAUGAAAAACGUCGUUUUAGCUAAACCGUUGGACAGCUGUGAUAAUGGAGAACUUUGCGAAGGAGGAUCAAGCUGUGACCAAGAAACUGGUGUUUGCAUGUGCCCACCCGGCUACAUUGUCUUUGGUGUGCAAUGUCAACCACCACCGCUGUCAACUGCCAUGACUCCUCUUCCUCAGUCAGCACCUACGUAUCCUGCUUCGUUCAAUACAGCCUCCCCCGAAUGCGUUGAUGAUACGAACUGCGGAGUGAAUAAAGUUUGUGUUGUGGGACGAUGCAAAUGCAAGCCCGGAUUUGUGGAUCAUGACGGUGUUUGUGAGCCGCUUGAAAAGAUAGAGCUUGGCGAACGUCCGGUGCCGGUCUCCUAUGCGAAACACAAAGUGGAGACGUUGUCAUCGGAACGUAUCGUCGAUCCGGCAGAAUUCACGGAUAGCACAACGAUGCCUGUCAUACCGUCACCACGCACACCAUCCAGACAAGAGACACAGCGUCCACGUAUCGUUGGGCCACCUAUUCGGCGACCAAGGCCGAAGAGCAAGGGAAGUAGCGGCACGACGCUGGGUUCUUACAAGACGGGCAGCGGGAAUGGAGCGUGCCCACCUGGAAAUGAGCCGACACGUGACGACGACGGACGGCUUAUCAUGUGCAACGGACUUGAACCGAAUUGCCCACCUCGAUCCUACUGUUACAUCACAUCCGGCGGCUUUGCUAGCGAAGAGUAUAACUGUUGCAAGUCAUGCGAUACAUGCACACAAGGGUCAACAUGUAUUGACAUGGUGUGCAAAUGUGGUCCAGGAUUCGCCUUGAGCCCGAAUGGAUGGUGCGAAAGAUUUGAAUUCAAUCUGAAUGGAAGAACGACUUCAUCGUUUCAAGAAAAUUAUUUCUUUACCACUACCACCACUACUCUGCAGCCUAUCAUCAUCGAGGCAAUUCCAGACGAGCAUCCGCUCUUCGAAACCACCGCAGCUCAAUCCUCAUUUCGUCCGAAAGUUAUCCGUCAUCGCUUUCUGGGAACUAAAUGUCGCGACAAUGACGUGUGCAUCAACGGUGGAGAAUGUCGUGAUGGUGUUUGCCGUUGUCCGGACAAAUUGUAUGAACGUGACGGUCGUUGCCUUCGUGCUGAUCAACUUCCUCGAGCAGCUCCGAGCGAAUCAUGUGCAAAAGGCGAGAUGUGCACUGGUGGUUCGAUUUGUGACAAUGACUCCAAAAUUUGUAUCUGUGCUGCUAAUCAUGUAAUUGUUGAUGGGAUUUGCAGGAGCAAAGACGCCGCUCCGUUCGCCGCCCCAGGUCAGUCAUGCUCUCGUGGCGAAGACUGCUCUGGUGGUUCUUUCUGUACGGAUGGGAUUUGCCAGUGCGACAGUUAUCACUUUAUAGAGGAUGGAUACUGCAGACAUAUUGCCUCGAGGUCGUCUGAAAUCAGAUACGAGGCGGGUAAUGGACUUCGCUUCAGCUCCAAAGCUUUCACGCCAAGACCACCUGCCACUAUAUGUAAUGAGGCAACUUGUCGACUUCCUGAUUGUUUCUGCUCAGUUACUGGACGUAAACCUCCCGGUGGCCUAGCACCCAAUACCGUUCCACAAUUUGUUGUGCUCACGUUUGAUGACGCUGUUAAUGGACGUACUCUUCCUGAUUAUCGGGAGUUGUUCGAGACAGUCAAGUACAGAAAUCCGAACGGCUGCCCUGUAAAGGGUACAUUUUUCGUAUCACACGAAUGGACAAACUAUGAUGCUGUCCAGUGGCUCUUCCAACAAGGAAUGGAGCUGGCGUCUAACUCAAUCUCACAUGUUUCCCUGGAAGGAACAAGCGCUGAUAGAUGGCUGAAUGAAAUGGAUGGUCAACGUCGUAUCAUGGCGAAAUUUGCCAAUGCAAAUGAGGAAGAAAUUGUUGGCAUGCGUGCACCACAGCUUGCGCUUGGAGGAGAUGAACAAUUUGAGAUGAUGGCUCGGGCAGGAUUCCUCUAUGACAACUCGAUGUCUGCAAAUCCUGGAGUUAAUGGCGAUCCAUUCUGGCCUCAAACCUUGGAUCACUUGGUUCCAUGGGACUGUUACGAUGCCAAUUGUCCAAAGAGCUCUUUCCCGGGUGUUUGGUCUGUUCCGCUUAAUCAGUUCUAUGGGACCUAUCUGCCGCAGAUUGACAGUUUCCGAAGAUCGAGUAUGAUAAGAGCGGCUGUUGAUCUGAACACUACUGUAGAUCAAUUGACGAACAUGCUGUUCUCCAAUUUCGAUCGAAGCUACACAGCAAGUCGUGCUCCAUUUGUGCUCGCUUUGAAUGCCGACCUUCUUCAACUGAACGGAAGAAACACUGGAAUGCAGGCAUUGCAACGAUUUCUGGAGGAGAUCCUCUACAGGAAAGAUGUCUACGUUGUAACAUUGAAACAACUCAUUCAUUGGAUGAAAAAUCCUGUACCACUUAGUCAAAUUGCCCAGUCCGAUGCGGUGAAAUGCUCUCAAGAACCAAUGAGUCAAUAUCCAGCCAUAUCUAGGAGGUUCUGUUCAAAGCCGAACAAAUGCAUGUACCGAACACCGGGCCUAAGCAGUCAAGAGCAUCAGUUCCUCACUUGCUCACCUUGUCCAGAUCAGUAUCCAUGGCUCGACAAUCCAAUUGGUAACAUGACUCCUUGA